Messenger RNA from Pediculus humanus corporis (human body louse), 3069 nucleotides. RefSeq names its product ankyrin repeat-containing protein, putative. Gene Ontology annotation, molecular function: structural constituent of ribosome; monoatomic ion channel activity; protein binding. The record is from RefSeq and is a predicted model, not a curated record. The coding region runs from base 1 to 3069 and encodes 1022 amino acids. Gene Ontology annotation, biological process: transmembrane transport; monoatomic ion transport; translation. Lineage: Eukaryota; Metazoa; Arthropoda; Insecta; Psocodea; Pediculidae. Gene Ontology annotation, cellular component: membrane; ribosome. The transcript is spliced from 2 exons.
AUGGAAUUGAACUUCACUAAAGACUACGAUCAGAAGCAACCCUUCGAUCGAAGCAUAAGCUUCGGUAGGGAAUUGUCAGUCAUCGACACAAGUCAAAAAUGUCGGACUCCGUCAUUUUUGGAAAGGUUGAAAAGUUUCGGAGAAGAUAGAGCCUCCAUGUUGCAACGGUCGAAACACAUUGAUUUGGAGGAUUCGUCAUCGUCCGCUCUCGACGAUAUAAUUUUUUUGGAUAGCUUCGAAGAAAUACACCAGAAAGGAGAUGCAAACGUUCUCGUGUCGAGAGACGUCGUUCGACAAAAUAUAUUGGAUAUGAUGAAAUCCGGAUCCGGAAACGUUAAGCUGCUGACCGAUAUCGAAACGGGAAACACGAGUGUCAAUAAUAUUGAAGAGCAUUUUGCGAAUUCUAGUCAAUUUGAAAAAAAUGUCGGUUUUCUUUGGUCCGUUUUUCACCGGAGAAGAGAUCUCUUGGAUUAUUUUUUGCAAUUCAACGUCGAUGUUAAUUUUUCCGAACCGCAAUUGGGUUUCACUCCUCUUCACCUGAGCUCUUUCAGCGGGUGUAACAAUUGCACCGCAUUGUUGAUAUCGAAAGGAGCGGAUGUGAACACAUUGACGAACAAAUACACUCCGCUUCAUUGUGCAGCUUUUGGAAAUGCCGCGUCAACUGCGAAACUCCUCCUCAAAGCGGGUGCCAAAAUCGUAUCGGAAAAAGUCUGCAACGAAACUCCGAUUCACUCGGCGGUUCGAUCCAAAGCCGUGGAUUGCUUGCAACUUUUCAUCACCGAAAAUAUGGAUUUGAGUAACAUGGGAGGAUGCGGGUACAGUCCCCUUCACUUGGCCGCCGAUUUGGGUCAUUUGCAGUGCUUGCAAAUUUUAUUGAAUUCGAAUAAAUGCGACAUCAAUUUACAAACGCUCGAACGAAAAUGCUCAGCUCUACAUUUGGCAGCCGAAAAUGGUUAUUACGAGUGCCUUAAAACAUUGUUAGAAUACGGUGCCGACUCGAAUGCGGUCAAUUACCGACAGCAAACUCCGCUUCACGCCGCCGCCAAAGUUUGUUCCGAAUCAGUCGAAUUACUUUUAAAAUACGGUGCCGAUCCCAACAGUCCCGACGCGGAUAACAGGACUCCGAUGCACGCGGCCGUGUGUAAAUGCGAAUCCGAACAUUCGUUGGAAAUAUUAGAUUAUUUAACCAUGUGGAAGGGUGACGUGAACAGACGGGACAAAUACGGGUACACUCCGCUUCACAUAGCAGCUCUCAACGAGUUGACCGAGUGCGUGGAAUGUUUAAUUCUUUCAGGUUCCGACGUGACGGCAAGGACGAGAGGGGGAACAUCGGCUUUAAGUAUAAUUUCGCGUAAAACUCCGGCGGCACUCGGUGCCGUCAAUCAAAAAUUGGACGAAUCCAUUACAACGAACGAUCCGGACGCAUCCAAAGAAAUCGUGUUAAUGUUUAAUUUCCGGUAUCUUCUUAAAAAUUGCAAACGCGGGGAAGUGAGUUUUCUUCAAACUCUCGUCGACGAAGGACAAAAGGAAUUUUUAAGUCAUCCCCUGUGCGAGGCUUUCCUCCACUUGAAGUGGCAGAAAAUUAGAAAGUAUUACAUAACAAGACUCAUUUUUUGUUUGCUCUUCGUCAUUCUCCUGAGCCUGUACGUUUUGACAGCUUUAGCGUAUCAAUGUUACAACGACUCCGUUUCCGAUGUUUUUCCAGACGUCGAAGCGAGAAUUUUGAUCGUCGACCCGGAACUGUGCACGAAAAAAUCUUACUUUGGAGAAUUGUUGAGGAGAAAUCCGAUAAUCAUGGAAAUGGAAUGGUUUUUUCUAGUUUUCAUAACCGUUUUGGAAAUAUUUAGAAAAAUCUACGGUUUCAGAGGAUACAAAUCCUUUCGGCAUUACAUAUCGCAAAAGGGAAACAUCGUGGAAUGGUUUGUCGUUUUGUCCGUUUUUCUCAUAUCUUUCGUGUACACGGGAAGAACGUACAUAUGGCAAAAUCACGUCGGAGCUUUGGCCGUUCUUUGCGGAUGGGCGAAUUUAAUGAUAAUGAUCGGGAAUUUGCCGAUAUUCGGAAGUUACGUCGCGAUGUACACGAAAGUUCAAAAAGAAUUCACAAAAUUGUUUUUGGCUUACAUUUGCCUACUGAUCGGAUUCACCGUUUGUUUUUGCGUCAUUUUUCCAAAAGCCAAACAAUUUUCGAAUCCUUUCGUCGCGGUGAUAAAAAUUUUGGUCAUGAUGACCGGGGAAUUAGAAUUCGACAGUUUGCUCGAGAACAUAACGCAAGAAGAAAGUCAUUCGGCGACGCUCUUGGAAAUCAGCGCGUUGACGACGUUCGUGUUCUUCCUACUAUUCGUGACGAUCAUCCUUAUGAAUUUACUCAUAGGGAUCGCCGUACACGACAUACAGGGAUUGCAAAAAACGGCGGUUUUAUCAAAGCUCGUGGGUCAAACGAAAUUGAUCACUCACAUCGAAUCCGCACUUUUCAACGGGUGUUUGCCCAAUUGUUUUCUCAAACUCUUGCAAAUCACCGCUUUGAUAUCGCCCUCGUCGUACCGCGUCGUCGUCAGCGUGAAACCGUUGAAUCCGAGAGAAACGAGGUUGCCGCAGGACGUCAUGAGAUCGGGAUUGAAAGUGGCCAAACAGAAAAGAGCAAAGGGACCGACACCGUCGGCGAGAAGUUCAAUGAGAUAUCCGACGAUGAAAAAGCGGAAAACGAUGAUGAUGAUGAACGAGGAAGUCAUUGCUGACAUGAGAAACGCUUUGUCCAAAUUGAUGGACGAAGUCGGAACAAUCAAACGUUUAAUAAUGGCGGGAGAAAGAAAUGAUAUUUUAUUUCCGCUUUUACUGACGGACAUGUUGGGAAAAGUAGACAUAGAAUGCACGGUAGAAAAUGGCGGGCCGUCGGGUCAAGCAGGUGCUCUAAGGUAUGCAAUCAGUAAAACUCUUUACACGUUGGUGGAUGAAAACGUUCGUGCGAAAAUGAUGUUGGCGGGUUUAACGCAAAGGGAUAUAAGGAGAAGAGAAAGGAAAAAACCUGGAAGAGAUGGAGCUAGAAGAAGAUAUACCUGGUUGAAACGAUGA